AUGGCUUCAAAAACUGCAAUGGUUAUACUUGCUGAAGGAGCCGAAGAAAUGGAAACUGUCAUUCCGGUUGACGUUUUGAGACGAGCUGGAAUUGAGGUUACUAUUGCUGGUCUUUUGGAUAAAAAUGUAGUGAAAUGUUCGAGACAAGUGAUGAUUGUGCCUGACAAGGCUUUAUUCGAAGUGGCAGAUAAGAAAUUCGAUGUUGUGAUCUUGCCAGGUGGUUUGCAAGGAGCAAAUUCUCUUGCAGCAUCAGAUGAAGUGGGUACCAUACUUCGAGCUCAGCACGAAAGUGGUCGUUAUAUAGCUGCGAUAUGUGCCGCACCGAUCGCUCUAAAAAGUCACGGUAUUGCUCCGGGUAUAUUGUUGACUUCACAUCCAAGUGUUAAACCGAAGCUUGUGGAAGGCGGAUAUAAAUAUUCUGAAGAUCGUGUGGUUACAACGGAUCAUAUAGUGACUAGCCGCGGUCCAGGAACUGCAUUAGAAUUUGCAUUAAAAUUGGUCGAGUUACUUGUUGGGAUGGAAAAAGUCAAAGAAGUUGCCGUUCCAAUGGUCGUCAAAGAAUAA
This is a messenger RNA of Acanthocheilonema viteae, 564 nucleotides long. NCBI's taxonomy places the organism in Eukaryota, Metazoa, Nematoda, Chromadorea, Rhabditida, Onchocercidae. The record is from the annotation of a GenBank genome assembly.